Messenger RNA from Alligator mississippiensis (American alligator), 2907 nucleotides. Its product is annotated as delta-1-pyrroline-5-carboxylate synthase-like. The transcript has 19 exons. The record is from RefSeq and is a predicted model, not a curated record. Lineage: Eukaryota; Metazoa; Chordata; Crocodylia; Alligatoridae. Gene Ontology annotation, cellular component: mitochondrion. Bases 256 to 2814 code for a protein of 852 amino acids. Gene Ontology annotation, molecular function: kinase activity; glutamate-5-semialdehyde dehydrogenase (NADP+) activity; ATP binding.
UCAAAGUCCCUUCCUGCGACUGGUUUUAAGCUGCCUCUCUCCAUGGCUGACCUUCCACUACAGCUCCAGAGGACCAGGACAGUCCUAGAAGAACAGGGCCAGAAGGAACCUCAGGAGGUCACCCAGUCCAGCCUGCUGCUUUUGGCAGGAACAUCCCUGUCUAAUCCAUCCAGCCAAGCGUUAUUCUGACCUGCACUUAAACUUCCACUGAAGAAGACUGCACAGCCUCUCUAGACUCCAUGCCUGGCCUUGAAGAUGCUUGCUUCUCUCAGUGCCUCCAUUCCCCAUCUGCAAAAUAAAGGGCAACAGUGCUGCCCCUUGCUUUCCACUCCGAGUGGGACAGUAUCUGCAAGAGCAGGCAUCAGUAGUUCUCGUGGGUGUCUCAUGAUGCUGUGUCGAGCUGCUCUGAGCCCCUGCUUCCACGCCCCUGGACGGUCCCUUCUCUUCUCACCAUGGUCCAUCGCAGCUAUUGCCCGCCCUUCUCUCCCUGCCCACAACUGGGUGCUGAAGAAUGGCUCUGUCCGCUGCUGGAGCAACAUCCCAUUCAUCACUGUGCCACUCAGCCGGACGCACGGCAAGUCGUUUGCUCACCGCAGUGAACUGAAGCACGCUAAGCGGAUCGUGGUGAAGCUGGGCAGUGCUGUGGUCACCCGUGGAGAUGAGUGUGGAUUGGCUCUUGGGCGGCUGGCAUCCAUUGUUGAGCAGGUGUCGAUGCUUCAGAACCAGGGCCGAGAGAUGAUGAUUGUCACCAGUGGAGCCGUGGCUUUUGGCAAGCAGCGACUGCGCCAUGAGAUCCUGCUCUCCCAGAGCGUGCGACAGGCCUUGCACUCUGGGCAGAACCAGCUGAAGGACAUGGCUAUCCCGGUCCUGGAGGCACGAGCUUGUGCAGCUGCUGGGCAGAGUGGACUGAUGGCUUUGUAUGAGGCCAUGUUCACGCAGUACAGCAUCUGUGCAGCUCAGAUCUUAGUCACCAACCUGGAUUUCCAUGAUGAGCAGAAACGCCGGAACCGGAAUGGGACAUUGCACGAGCUGCUGCGAAUGAACAUUGUCCCCAUCAUUAACACCAAUGACGCUGUUGUUCCACCUCCAGAGCCAAACAGUGAUCUGCAGGGGGUCAUUAGCGUGAAGGAUAAUGAUAGUUUGGCAGCACGACUGGCGGUAGAAAUGAAGACCGAUCUCCUAAUUGUUCUCUCGGACGUGGAAGGACUCUUUGACAGCCCCCCGGGGUCAGAUGAUGCGAAGCUUAUUGACAUAUUUUACCCGGGAGACCAGCAGUCUGUGACCUUUGGAACCAAAUCCCGGGUAGGAAUGGGAGGCAUGGAAGCCAAGGGAGGAGAAAACUCUAGAGCCUAUGUAAAGGCUGCUCUGUGGGCCCUCCAAGGGGGCACUUCUGUGGUCAUUGCAAAUGGGACGCCCCCAAAGAUCUCUGGCCACGUCAUCACGGACAUUGUGGAAGGGAAAAAAGUUGGCACCUUUUUUUCAGAAGUGAAACCUGCAGGCCCUACUGUAGAACAGCAGGCUGAAAUGGCUCGAGCUGGUGGCAGGAUCCUGGCAGCAUUACAACCUGAACAGAGAGCUGAUAUUAUCUAUCAUCUUGCUGACUUACUGACAGACCAGAGAGAAGAAAUUCUGUUGGCAAACAAGAAAGACAUGGAAGAAGCUGAGAACAAAGGGAGACUGGCGCUUCCUUUGAUGAAGAGACUGAGUCUGUCUACGUCCAAGCUGAACAGCUUGGCCAUUGGUCUGCGCCAGAUUGCAGCAUCCUCGCAGGACAGUGUGGGCCGUGUCAUUCGCCGGACGCGAAUAGCAAAGGACUUGGAAUUGGAGCAGGUGACAGUGCCCAUUGGUGUCCUGCUGGUGAUCUUCGAGUCCCGCCCAGACUGCCUCCCACAGGUGUCUGCUUUGGCCAUUGCCAGUGGAAAUGGUUUAUUGCUGAAAGGCGGAAGGGAGGCAUCACAUAGCAAUCAGAUCCUUCACCACCUGACACAGGAAGCACUUUCUAUCCAUGGGGUCAAAGAUGCAGUGCAGCUGGUGAAUACCAGAGAGGAAGUAGAGGACCUCUGCCGCUUGGACAAACUGAUAGAUCUGAUCAUUCCACGCGGGUCAUCUCAGCUUGUUAGGGACAUCCAGAAAGCAGCUAAAGGGAUCCCAGGGAUGGGGCACAGUGAAGGGAUCUGCCAUGUAUAUGUGGACGCAGAUGCCAGUGUUGAGAAGGUCACAAGGAUAGUCAGAGACUCAAAGUGUGAAUAUCCUGCUGCUUGCAAUGCUCUGGAGACGCUCUUGAUUCACCGGGACCAGCUGCGAACCCCACUGUUUGAUCAGAUCAUCGACAUGCUGAGAGUGGAGCAGGUGAAGAUUCAUGCUGGCCCUAGGUUUGCAUCUUACUUGACUUUCAGUCCUUCAGAAGUGAAGUCUCUCCGUACAGAAUACGGAGACCUGGAAUGCUGCAUCGAGGUGGUGGACAGUGUCCAGGAAGCCAUUGAACAUAUCCACAAAUAUGGAAGCUCUCACACAGAUGUGAUCGUCACAGAGAAUGAGAAAACGGCAGAGUACUUCCUGCAGCACGUGGACAGUGCCUGCGUGUUCUGGAAUGCCAGCACCCGAUUCUCCGACGGAUACCGCUUGGGGCUUGGGGCCGAGGUUGGAAUCAGUACUUCUCGUAUCCAUGCCCGUGGACCGGUGGGGAUCGAGGGACUAUUAACUACAAAGUGGCUGCUGAGAGGGGACAAUCAUGUUGUGUCUGACUUCUCAGAGCAUGGGAGCAUGAAAUAUCUUCAUGAGAACCUCCCCAUCCCUCAGAGGAACACCGACUGACAGCACCUGAGAGCCCAGGAGUGCGACAGGUUUACUGAGGAUGCUCAGGCUCCAGAGCUGCCUCUGGGGAGGGGUUUGUACUUGCCCUCAGGU